Molecule: messenger RNA, 2864 nt
Organism: Ornithorhynchus anatinus (platypus)
Lineage: Eukaryota; Metazoa; Chordata; Mammalia; Monotremata; Ornithorhynchidae
Gene: C21H6orf120
Product: chromosome 21 C6orf120 homolog
Exons: 2
Coding region: 136-690 (184 amino acids)
Source: RefSeq, a predicted model, not a curated record
GCCGAGGCGGCCAUGGCGGCGGGGCGGGCUGAGGCCCCCGUGGCGCCAUGGUGACUGCGGGGAGCCCCCACCUGCGCCGGGCUGAGAACAUUUACAGAUGACAGAAGACCUUUUACAAUCAAGCCUUUGGCAACUAUGGCAACCCAUUGGACCAGAGCCUUUCUCAUCUUUCUAGCAUCUCAAGUACUGUCCGUAAACAGCUUUGAGGAAGAGGAAGUUCCUGCAGAAUGGGUACUCCUGCAUGUAGUUCAGGGUCAGAUUGGCGCUGGAAAUUAUAGUUAUUUGAGACUGAAUCAUGAAGGGAAGAUAAUACUCCAGAUGCAGAGCUUAAAGGGCGACGCAGACUUGUAUGUAUCUGAUACUACGCUUCAUCCGAGUUUUGAUGACUAUGAGUUACAAUCUGUUACUUGUGGCCAGGAUGUUGUUUUUGUGCCGGAACAUUUCCAACGCCCUGUGGGAAUAGGCAUCUAUGGGCACCCGUCACACCUCGAAAGUGAAUUUGAAAUGAAAGUAUAUUAUGAUCAAACAGUUGUAGAGUAUCCAUUUGGCAAGGCUUCGUAUGGUACAGAUGGUUCAGAGACAAGCCAUAGGCAAUCUUAUGCACCAGAAGAGACAUCUCAAGAAGAGGAGUCGGUCGUUUGGACAAUACUAAUUGGAAUUUUGAAACUAAUACUUGAAAUUCUUUUCUAAUACCAUCAUUGGAUACCCUGGAAUAUGGAACCUGUAACCUGUUAAAUCGAUAGUGUUUGCUGUGAACAUUUUUAUAUAUAUAUACAUAUAUAUAUAUUUCAAAAAGUGGGGGUAAGGGUGCCUUUUUUAUAUGGGGGAGGGUGGGAAAAUAAAGCCAUAUUUACUUUUGUAUUUAACUCCACAACAUAGGAAAAACAGCAAGCACAAUAUUUGUAAUUUUGUCUAUAAAGCUGGAGAAUGUACAAUAAAGUAACUGCAGAAAUUUCAUCAUCUUGAACCAUUUUUCAAAGUUAAAGGAAAAUGCACUUCAGUGGGUUGGUCUUAUGUAAAAGUCUUAUCCAGUUGGAAUUUAAUUUUUAUUUUGUAAAAUCGCAACAGAUGUUACAUUUUGAUCAUGGAAAGCCAACUUAAGUGAAGUUUUUUUAAUAUUUUUUGCACUUUAAGGUUAGAAGUGGGGAACAACUAACCUCCAUGUGGACUGUACAGCUGGCCAAGAAUAAUCCAGUAAUAAAUUAAAAAGGUGAUUAGUUCUUGCUUGAGAUUAUAGUAAAGACUCACUUUAAUUAUGCUCAAGAAGUGUGGCAUUGUCCUCUAUUUUAUUUUUCUGAUACGGGAAAAUUAAUCACUAGGAGUAGAAAUAGUAGAGAACAAGUCAGAUUAAGUAGCAUGAAUGAAAUUUGUGUUGAGAAAUAGUCAGUAAACAAUUAGGAUUCUAAAACUGAGUAAUAAGUGAUAGUGGGAAUAGCAAAUUGAUCAUUUUUAUUUCUUUACGGAUGGCACAACUAAACUAGAAAAAAAAGAAGACACUAACUUUUCCAGCUACCGGGAAAAUAUUUUAGACAAUUGGGUAUUUUUACUAGAUUCCCAUCAUGUCUUCCUUUGACAAUUUGAUGUUCUUUUGUAGUAACUUACCUUAAUGUGUUACAGAAAACCAAACUGCUAUGCGAAGAGGUAUUUAUUUUGUCUUUAGUGUAUAUGUCCACGGAUUACUUGGCUUCAGGGCCUAGAUUUCUGAUAUAUUUUCUUCAGUGCUUUUCGGUUCAAGAACAAAUAAGUCUAUCAAUAAAUAUAACUAGGAUCAAUUUGAAGAAUUAAAAUAGCAUCAAAAGUUUUAUUGAAAAAUGAAGUGGUGUUUUCCAUAAAGUGGUAGGUUAAGUGGCACCAAGUUUGUCAAUUUAAAUGCAUGUCACAGCAAUACGAUAAGAAUUCCCAUUUUAUCCUUCCUUGCUGUUUUUUCCCCGUCUUCCCCCUUUCCUGGGUGUUAGGGGAGCUCUUUGACAACAAUCACAAAUCCAGCGACCUAGAAAGGAAAUAGUUGGUCAGUAACAAGGCUAUUACUGUUCCUUAAUGAAAGCGUUGUUUCAUUAGUUUUGUCACACCUUAGACCACGUUUAAACUAAUUUAAUAGCGGGGGGCGGGGUGUAAAUUUUUUUAUUAACUUAAUUCACCCAGUGUAACUGCUGAAAAGAACCUUCUAAAACUAUCACUGUUCGCUUUGUACCUGAGAUUAAUUUGUCAUCUCCCACUGUAUUGCUCACCUUAAUUGUGCUUCCUGUCUGAAAAUGCUAUCAUGAAACUGCACCACAUUAAAACUCAAUACACUCUUUAUAUACUUGAUUCUGUGUAGAUUUAUUACUUGAUGUAAGAUGUAUAUGUUACUUAAAUCUUUUAAUAUGGUUUCCAGAAAAACAGAUUCUACAUUGUAAUUUUUUAGAAAAAGUUACUAUGCAGCAGUUAUACAAUCAAUUAAUAGGGUCUAAAGAGUCAUUGGGAUUUAUUUAAUACUGCCUUUUUAUAAAGGUUUUGGACUAAAAAGCACCAAAAAAAUAAAUGUUCUAUUCUUAACCUUGUGAAUAACAGCUUCUGAAAAUACUGUGAAGAUGAUACAGCCCCAGAUCUAUUACAUCUUACAUCCCUUGGGCGUUAGGGCAGGUGGGUUGUCUUCUUCUUGUAAAAUUACCUGAUAAUCUUAUUUCAUAACAUGGGAUUUUAAAGGUUCUUCCUGUUCAGACAUUUCAGAGUUUCCCCUUAACACUAUUUUUGCUGAUAUAAGUACCUUUAAAAGUUUGUUUCACAGUAACCCUAAGAUGAGGUCUCCUCCAAUAACAGAAUUCGUUGAAAGUGCAGUGGACUGAGCCUGUUACAGAAAAGUGAAUAAAGUACGAUUUGUCCUA